This is a messenger RNA of Anastrepha obliqua, 1026 nucleotides long. Its product is annotated as glycine, alanine and asparagine-rich protein-like. The transcript has 2 exons. The record is from RefSeq and is a predicted model, not a curated record. Bases 1 to 1026 code for a protein of 341 amino acids. Lineage: Eukaryota; Metazoa; Arthropoda; Insecta; Diptera; Tephritidae.
AUGAAAGUGUGUUUGGUUCUUGCUGUGUGCGUCCUGGCCACGCUUGCGCCACCCACCGAUGCUCUCUUAGGCGCCAAAUUGGCGCUGUUGGGCUUAGCUGGAAAUCUGGGUGGAGGUGGUAACAGCGGUAGCGGCGGUGGCGGUGGGGGCGGUUAUGGUAGCGGCAGAUACAAUGGCGGCUUUUACGGCCAACAAAAUGGGCCCAUCUACAGCAAUGGCUAUGGACGUCAGUCGUAUGGCGGUGGUUACAAUUAUGGCAUUGGAGCGAGUGGCGGCUAUGGUGGUGGCUAUAGCAGUGGUGGGUAUGGCAGCAGUGGUUACAGCACAGGUGGUUACAGUGGCAGCAAUGAGGGUGGACAAGUCGUAAGGGUUAUCAAAGUGAUUGUACCCAAUCAGGAUGCUGAUGUUUCAUCAAAUUACGCAACUGGUUACUCAAGUGGCUACUCCAGUGGUGGAUGGAUACCAAUACCCGCACCUGUUCCCGUGCAACGCACCUCUUCUUAUGUGACCACACAGUCGGUGGCGCCAGCGCCUAUCCAAACCACUUACGUUUCAUCAGCUACGGCACCACAACCCAUUCAGUAUUCGGCUCAAAUUGGACAAGAAAGCGCCGCACGAGCUUAUCAAUAUAGCAAUGCGGCACCUCAACCCAUCCCAAUUCAGGUGCAAGCCGCGCCAGCGCCUGUGCCCGUUCAAACCACAUACGUUGCAGCUCCAGCACCGCAGCCUAUUCAGUAUUCAACUCAAAUUGGACAAUCAGGCGCAGCGCAAACUUACCAGUACAGAGAGUCCCCGCAACCACAACCUAUUCCACCACUCGGCCCUGCGCCUGCACAACAGGUGAAAACUAUUAAGUUGAUCGUAGAUGAAGAGAAUUCGAGCCAAGGAGGAUUUAAUGGUGCUCCUGCUCAAACCUAUGGUCCCCCAUCUCCAAGUGGUGGCGCUUGGGACAGCAGCAGCAGUGCGACGGGUGGCUGGAAUAGCGGUUAUAAGAGAGGUGGCAUUUGGGAGAAACUUGGCUGCUAA